This is a messenger RNA of Triticum turgidum subsp. durum (durum wheat), 567 nucleotides long. NCBI's taxonomy places the organism in Eukaryota, Viridiplantae, Streptophyta, Magnoliopsida, Poales, Poaceae. The record is from the annotation of a GenBank genome assembly.
AUGGUGGAGUGGACCUGCAGGGGAGAGGAAGGAGGCCGGCGAGAGUGGGAAGGAUUGGUGGGUUCUCUACUGAUGGUGUUGGAGAUUGCAAGGAUUGUUCAAUCUGGUUUCAGGAGUGUGUGCUGCUCCUAUAAGUUAACUCAGGUACUGAUCGGUGUGGAUUUGCCGCCUCACGAUUUCCCUUACAACCACGACUUCAGUUGGCUUGGGUGUUCAGAUCCGCCACCGCACCGUCUCCCCCAUCCGCAUCGACAGCGACCGUCCUGGCAUCGGCCAGCUGCUGGUGCCAUGGCCAAGAAGCCGCUGCCCAGUAGCAGCGAUGGGUGUCGUCACGCCGUGCUGCGGACGUAUGCACUCAUGACGCGUCUGGCUCAAGGCCUCACCAACCAACAUGCCACAUCUUUGCUUGUAGAUAAGCGCUCCAAUCGCCAUAUUUACAAGACGAACCACUGUGUCAGAAGCACAACAAGCCAUUCGAGUAUAUUCAUCGCCCUAGCAAAGCAAGUCAAUCCGAAAGUUCAAAGGCAAGAAAAUCCAUCUAAAGCCUGGAAAGUACAUUCUCUGUGA